CUACCUUCAGCUCCCCUUGUGAAGCAGUCUUAAUUACCAUACCUAACUCCGUAUCUUCCUCCACCUCUCUCUCCUUCUUGUGAUAACUCGUAGAAGAUGGGUGGGAGUUCCCCAUGCGCUUCCUGCAAACUUUUACGGAGGCGCUGCACGAAGGACUGCUUCUUUGCCCCCUUUUUCCCUUCAGAUGACCCCCACAGGUUUGCCAUCGUUCACAGGGUCUUUGGGGCUAGCAACGUUAGCAAGAUGCUCCAGGAGCUUCCGGUUCAUCAAAGAGCAGAUGCUGUGAGAAGCUUAGUCUAUGAGGCCGACGCAAGGAUGAGAGACCCGGUUUACGGCUGUGUGGGAGCUAUAUCUUACCUUCAGGAUAAAGUGUCUCAGCUUCAGAUGCAGCUCGCUGCUGCCCAAGCUGAGAUCCUUUGCAUUCCGAUGCAGCAGGAGCCACCGGAGGCGACCGAUCAGCAGAGAGAGCCUGAUGACAAGCCAUAUCUGACGCAAAAUAAUCUCAAUGGCAUGCCUCAGUUGAUGAACUAUGGCUCCUCUAGUAAUGCAGCUCAGGAACAUCUCAAGGGAGAAUCCCUUUGGACAUAGACUUGUUUCGCUUUUGUUUUCUUACUUGGUUAUCCAUGGAGAGAGGUAGGGAAAGAGGGCCUUCUAUGAAAUUAUCAGCCU
Phoenix dactylifera (date palm) is the source of this 669-nucleotide messenger RNA. Its product is annotated as LOB domain-containing protein 12-like. The record is from RefSeq and is a predicted model, not a curated record. NCBI's taxonomy places the organism in Eukaryota, Viridiplantae, Streptophyta, Magnoliopsida, Arecales, Arecaceae.